This is a messenger RNA of Vespa crabro (European hornet), 4134 nucleotides long. It is a transcript of the gene CCAP-R, whose product is annotated as cardioacceleratory peptide receptor-like. Bases 1425 to 2594 code for a protein of 389 amino acids. Lineage: Eukaryota; Metazoa; Arthropoda; Insecta; Hymenoptera; Vespidae. The transcript has 7 exons. Gene Ontology annotation, molecular function: vasopressin receptor activity. Gene Ontology annotation, cellular component: membrane. Gene Ontology annotation, biological process: G protein-coupled receptor signaling pathway. The record is from RefSeq and is a predicted model, not a curated record.
UCAUUUUUGCUAUUUCUUCGUAUAAUGCUAAUCGUGAGAGGAAAAAAAAAGAAGAAAUAUUUAUCAACUAGCGAGAUACUCUGAAGCAAAAAUAGAAAAGAAAAGAAAAAAUAGAAAAAGCUGAUCGUUGUACUCGAAUAUUCAUCUGGAAAGAGUAUGGAAGAAAUCGAACGAUUCACAUGGAUGAAAUCACAUCCGGCAUCCCGUCGAUUCGUUUUUCUCUAGUGCGACUAUAGAUUUAUCCCUCGUUCUUUUUUUCACAUCUCUUCUUCUUCCUCGUACUCUUCCCCUUUCAACUUCGUGGCGCGGUACAAUCGAUUCUCGAAAAAGUUUGAGAAAAACAGGUGCCGAGGAUAUUAUCCGAUAGAUGAGCUAAGGGACUUGUGGUUUGAGAGCCGAAGAUUAACGAGAGAAAAUCGAGUUACCCUUCUCGAACAUCUUCUCCCUCAUUCUUUUUUUUAAUAUCGUUUCUUGUUCCAUUCUUUGACUUCUUGCUAGUCUUAAAUUUCUAUGUUAACCGGAUAAAUGCUCUUUGUUGAAAUUAUUUAAGAAAGCUACAACGCGUCUCUCUCUCUCUCUCUCUCUCUAUCUCCCUUUCAAUGGCACGAUCGAUUGCUAUCGCAACAAAGAGAAUGCAUCCUUUUGGUCUCUCCUUUCGCAUUAAAUUCGAAACGUUGCUCGACGAACGCUACUAGUUUAAUUAAUCCUCCUUUCAUAUCGCAACCUGUUGAUCUCCUUUUAUAUAUAUAUAUAUAUAUAUAUCUCUUUUUUUUUAUUUUUCUACCCUCGACAUGCCACCUGGGAAACUUCUUCUACAUUGCUACGAGUGACGUCGAUCUCUUUUCUUGAUAUGUCACUUGAGACGCGUUUAUAUUUAUAGUUAUAACAUUUCUACCUUCGAGAAAAAACUGAAAGGAUAGAGGAGAAUCCGUGUUUCAUAUCUAUCCGAUUUUCCUCGUUUCGAACUCGGAACUUUACGAAGGGAAAUAUCGAAAGGGAGAAAGAGAGAUAAAGAAAGGAAUAUAGCAAACAAAUGGAUCGUGCAAUUUCGUAUGUAUGUGUAUGAUGUAGAUUUCCGAUCCAACGAACAAUGUAGAAAAUAUAUUUGAAAAGAGGUGUAUAAACGUGCGCGUGCGUGUGUGGGUGGAUGUAUGUAUGUAUCCGUGUAUGUGUGUAUAUGGUUUGUUCAUCUCGUUUAAAAGAUGCUUCACAAGAGAAGGAUUUGUUGGAAAAAAGAGGAAAGCAAGGUGCCGCGAACUUUAGUAUUUAAAUCUCAUAAAAAUGAAGAGAAAAGAAGAGUGAUCGAGAAAGAAAUCUCAUGAAAAUGCUGCGAGAUCUUUAUCCAAUGAUAAAUCUUAAGGAACGUUGAAGGUUCAUUAUUGAGAAAGAGAACGAAAUAAAGGAGGAGUUGAAGAUCUCACAAAAUGUCGUCCGACGUCGGUCAGAACAGAGAACAAAGAAGUAAUCGAAAUCAAAGCUAUGACGUUGAUGUAACUGUUGGGAAAAACGCAACCGAUGGCAUAUUUCUAAUACCAGAGUAUUUCAACGUCACUUCUCUGGACAUUAACGCGACCGAAGAAAUUGACUCUUUCUAUUUCUAUGAGACCGAACAAUUCACAGUUUUGUGGUUAUUAUUCGUUGUGAUCGUUGCUGGUAACACUGCAGUUCUUGCUGGUCUUUUGCUCGGAAAACGUCGAAAAUCUCGGAUGGACUUCUUCAUCAAGCAACUGGCGUUCGCAGAUCUUUUGGUCGGUUUGAUAUCAGUUCUGACGGAUAUAAUUUGGAGAACUACGGUGACCUGGCAUGCUGGUAACAUUGCCUGCAAACUCAUCAGGUUUAUGCAAGCCGUCGUCACCUAUAGUUCUACGUAUGUAUUGGUUGCAUUAUCGAUCGACAGAUACGACGCUAUUACACGACCGAUGAACUUUUCAGGAAGUUGGUGGAGAGCUCGAGUAUUGGUGGUGGUUGCUUGGAGUCUCUCAGCACUCUUCAGCAUUCCCAUCAUCUUUCUCUACGAGGAAAAACGUAUACAAGGAAUGAAGCAAUGUUGGAUAGACUUGGGAUCUUCGAUUCAAUGGAGGAUUUACAUGAGUUUGGUGAGCUUUACCCUGUUCAUAGCUCCCACCCUUAUAAUAGGAGGCUGUUAUAUGGUCAUCGUAGCAACUAUAUGGUCACAAGGAAGCGCAUUACGUCAAGGUCCUACUAGGGAUACUAGAAGAGCUUCGUCUAGGGGUCUUAUACCAAGAGCCAAGAUCAAAACCGUUAAGAUGACCUUCGUCAUAGUGUUCGUAUUCAUCCUUUGUUGGAGUCCAUACAUAAUCUUUGAUCUCCUUCAAGUUUACGGACACGUGCCGAAAACGCAGACGAACAUCGCAGUAGCAACUUUUAUACAAAGUUUAGCGCCAUUGAAUUCUGCUGCCAAUCCCAUAAUUUAUUGCCUUUUCAGCACGCCAUUCUGCAAAAAUGUACGGAGCAACUGUUGCACGGUAGGAACAUGCAGGCGAUUUCCUGGGUUUCGGGAUGGUGCACUGCAAAUCCACAUCACUGCUUUGGCACCGGUGGUGCUAAAACCGCAAGUACAAGGACGACAGUGACGACGUCCCUGACGGCACAUUCAUCUCGUAAAAGUGGACCAGGGAUGCUGCACUCGACAACUUCGAGAAAGCACGUGAUGGUGUCGUUGGUUUAAAUUGUUUAAAGGACCACCGAGAGAAGGAGAGCAAAUAUCUUAAGCUUUUACUUAUAUUUCUUUCUCUAAUUCCCGAAGAAACACGCCGAAAAGGAAUGGCCGAGCAGCCUAUUUGCGAGCCACCAAUCAACGAAUUCUUUCUUUAGUUUACCAGAGAGCAAGCUCGGCUUUACUUUAACAAUAAAUCACCUUAGAACGUUCUUUGAUCCUAAGUAAAAUUUUUACACAAAUUUUAUUCAUUUUUUACAAAAUUCUUUCAGUAGUCUCCAAAUUAAGACUACUGUUACAAAUUAUAAAUCGUUGAAAUGAUAAAACUGUUCGUGAAAGUAUUAUAAAUAUUUAUAAUUAGAACAUUUCCUCGAACUGGAUUUCAGUUUUUCUGCCGCAAUAUCUCUUUCACAAUUACUUUUAAUUUUCUGUCUUUCGGUAUCUCAUCGAGAUGUCUCAAAGGAAGAUAUUUUUCUCUCGUAUCGCCUUUUAAAUUGUGUCUUUUAACGAGCACAGACUUUAACCUACAUUUAUGAAUGCUUUAAAGUUUAAAUCCUUGGAGAAAGGAAGUUAAUGAAGAAAAAGAAAAAAAAAAAAAAAAAAAUAGAAAGGAGAAUCAUUAAAAAUGUUAUUGUAAUCGUUACGCGAUUUCUCUUUAAAAUUAACAACUUUAAUGAACGCGAUACGGAUAAUUUGCAAUAAUAAAACUAUUAUCCUUUACUGUCUCCGUUUUUAUCUUACAAUUAUGCUAAUUUUUGUUUACCCUUCAAAAAUCACUAAAAGAUAAAAUAAUAAAAGAGGAUGUAAAUAAAUUUAAUGUAAGAAGAAUGAGAUAUCGACGUUAUUAAAAGAAUAAUGUAUUUUUACGUAAACAAAACGUAAAAUGUCUUGAAAAGGAAUAAGAAAAAAGAGAAUAUUUCAUUAUUAAAUGACAUCCAUUACACAAAUAAAUAGAUACGCGCGCGCGCGCGCGCGCCCACACACACACAUAUAUACAGAGAGAGAAGAAAAUCGAUUUGGUAUUUCAAAGCGAGCUCGUGGAAAUAUGAAAUUGACAUUUUCUUCGUCUUUUACAUGUAUCAGUGAAACUGAAUGGAAAAUAAAAUGCCCGAAGGUAUAUACCAAUGUGUACAUACAUCUAUAUAGAUAUAUACGUAAUAAUAAUAAUAUUAUAUAUAUAAAAUCUUUGAGCUUCGUGUCUCUCGAUAUAUAGAGAAUAUACAUACAUACAUAUUUAUUCAUAAACUGCAUCGCAAGUAGUAAUAAUAAUAAUAAUAAUAAUAAUAAUAACAAUAAUUUAUUAUUAUCAGUGUAAUUGAAUCUCCAUUGACAUUAAAAGGGAUCUUGUAAAUAUUUCCGAGAAUAAAAUUGAUGAACGAAUAAAAAAUCUUCUCCUCCGAAUGAGAAUGUUCCGAAAUAAUGAUUAAUUUAAAAAAAAAAAAAAAAAACUGUGAAAU